AUUUUGUAAACGAGACACAAUAAAAAUGUACAAGUCAAUGACUUAAUUACUAGACAUAGUACGGUAUAUAGAUGUAUAACUAACAAUCAAAGGCUGAAAGGGGAAUUAUGACCAGCUACAAAGUUGACGGGAUGGGAGGUGGAAGCUUUAGUACUAUUUCUAAAAAUAGAAUCAAGUUAGCAGUGGGAAUAGUCGCCGUCAUUAUUUUGGCAUUGGUAAUAACUAUUAUUGUUCUGGCGGCUAGUGAUUCAAAUUCAGACUCCGUGAGUCCUGAUCGAGGAUCAUCUGCCGGGUUACAUACACCUGACUGUGUUACACAUCCCGGAUCGGCCACGCCCAAUUUGGAAAUAGCAAACUGUGUUCUUGAUAGUUAUCCUUUGAUAGAUGGACACAACGAUUUGGCCUGGCAGUUUUAUAAAAAUGAAAACAACUCGGUUUACAACAUCGACCUGAAGCACAAUUUACUGGAAGUAUGGAAAGGAAAAGUCACACACACAGACAUUCCAAGAAUAAGAAAAGGAAAACUCUCUGCACAGUUUUGGGCAUGCUACGUGGACUGUUCGUCUCAGUAUAAAGAUGCUGUAAGCAAGUCACUGGCGCAGUUAGAUACCAUUAAGAAGUUUGUCAAUAGAUACCCAGACACAUUUACAUUCGUAACCUCUGCUCAAGGUAUACUUGAUGCCUUCAGCAAGGGAAAGGUAUCCAGUUUGGUUGGGCUAGAGGGAGGUCACUCAAUUGACAGUAGCCUUAGUAACCUUCGCAUGUUUUAUGAUCUUGGUGUCCGCUACAUGACAGUUACUCAUAGCUGUAAUACGCCAUGGGCUGACAACUGGAAAGUGGAUGAAGAUGGUAAUCCUGAAUUUAAUGGUUUGACAGAGUUUGGAAAGAUAAUAAUUAAAGAAAUGAACAGACUAGGAAUGUUGAUAGAUUUGUCCCAUGUGUCACGUGAUACUAUGAUUGACGCCUUAGAAGUCACAACUGCGCCUGUAAUAUACAGUCACAGUUCAGCUUUUGUCAUCUGUAACCAUUAUAGAAAUGUGCAGGAUGAUGUUCUUCAAAAAACGAAACAAAACGGAGGCGUGGUAAUGGUAAAUUUCUACGAUAAAUACAUUAACUGUCCGCCUAACAACAAAUCUGUGGCAACACUAAGUCAGGUUGCAGAUCACAUAGAUUAUAUAAAAAAUUUGAUCGGUGUGGAUUAUGUAGGAAUUGGAGCUGAUUAUGAUGGUGUUCCAACAGUACCUGUAGGACUACAAGAUGUUUCCACUUAUCCAGAUCUUUUUGCUGAACUUGUCAAACGAGGAUGGUCUCAACCGGAUCUCAGGAAGCUUGCAGGAGAAAACCUUAUAAGAGUAUUCACAAAAACUGAACAGGUUCGUGACAAUUUAUCCUAUAUGCCGCCAUACGAAGACUUAUUACCAGCCGUAGAAGCUAGAAACACAAGUUGCUGGUCGUAAUGAUGUGUGUUGAAUAUUUUUUUAUGCAUUUGUGUGAUUUUUAUAGAACCAUAAUUGUAAUUAUACAUUUUUAAAUUUA
Mytilus californianus (California mussel) is the source of this 1536-nucleotide messenger RNA. RefSeq names its product dipeptidase 1-like. The record is from RefSeq and is a predicted model, not a curated record. Gene Ontology annotation, biological process: proteolysis. Gene Ontology annotation, molecular function: metallodipeptidase activity. The transcript is spliced from 10 exons. The coding region runs from base 108 to 1457 and encodes 449 amino acids. NCBI's taxonomy places the organism in Eukaryota, Metazoa, Mollusca, Bivalvia, Mytilida, Mytilidae.